AUGGUGGCAAAUAUUGAAUCAUGGUUUAUUCCUUUCGAUGUAUUUAUGAUCAUAUGUAUCAGUUUAGUUGUUAUACUUGCUAUAAUAUUUUUAAUUAUUAUUAUAAUUGAUAGAGCAUGUCAUACAGUUCCAAUGAUGCUAAUUGCUAAUUUAUGUUUAGCUGAAUUUCUAUUUGGAAGUGAUCUAUUGAGUAUGGUUAUAUUUACAUUGAGAAAUGAUCUUUAUCAAAUUGAUCAUGAUGAUAUAUUUUGCAACUUUCGAGGUUAUCUUAGUUAUGUUGGUUAUGCUUUACAAAAUUAUUGUUUUUUAUUACAAUCAAUCUACCGGUAUCUAACAGUUAUUUAUCCAACCGAUCUAUUUUAUCAAUCAACAAAAUUUCAAUGUUUUCUUAUUUGUCUAACAUGGCUAUUUUCAUUUAUAUAUGCUAUUCCAUUUAUUUUAAUGAAUCAAAUAAAAUUCAAUCUUGAUAAUCAAAUAUGUCAAAUGCCUUUAGGAUUUUCUUUCUUUGGAAUUUAUACAGCACUUUGUAUCUAUGGAAUUCCUAUAUCAUUGAUUAUGAUGGUGUAUUUUAAAUUAGUUCAAUAUGUUAAAGAAAUGAAUAAACGAGCAAUGGCAACUAAUAUUUUAAUGCGUGCUGAACGAGAAUUAAAAAUGCUUCGACGUACAGUAAUAAUUGUAUUAAUUAUAAUUAUAAUUGGUUUACCUUAUGGAAUAUUUUCUUUCAUGGCAUUUUUUACUAAUCCACCAAAAUAUUAUAUUCGAAUUGCUUUUAUAUUCGUUGAUGCAUCAUUAUUAAUUGUUAUGAUUGCUCUUUUCAAUUUUACAGAACCACUUAAAACAUCUAUAAUCAGGAGAUUAAAUAUAAGAAAUAAUACCGUAGUAAUAGCGAUAACAUAA
This is a messenger RNA of Adineta steineri, 897 nucleotides long. Lineage: Eukaryota; Metazoa; Rotifera; Eurotatoria; Adinetida; Adinetidae. The record is from the annotation of a GenBank genome assembly.